UGCAAUUAGGCGCCAACUUUCCCGUUAGAUUUUUCGUGGGUAGAAGUGGAAAAUUUUUUGGAAUCGCUUAUCUUCUAGGUUGAACGCUCGUCCCCCAAAGCCUCCUGCGUUAAGCCGUGCGAGAGAAUAGUGGAGAAAUUACACCUCUAAUCGUAGAUCUAUUUUGACGGAAGCCAAACACUAAAACUUAACCCAAUAACGUUUUGGCCCAAAAACGUGGAUGGCAAAUAGGCCCAUUGUAAAAAUAUAAAUAGUAAAAUGAAAAGGAAUAAUGAACAUGUAAGAUGGAGUGUUGAAUAACGGAUGAAAUGGAAGUGGACUCAUGUUCUUGUCAAAACCACUGUCCCGUCGUUUCUGUGAAAGCGCCGCCGGAGAUCAAAUUCUCGCCGCCAUCAUUCAAAACCGGCCGUUCGACGCCAGCCUCCUCCUCCCCUCACCCAAUCGUUCCGUGUGGACUACCGACACAGUCUCCGAGGUCCUACGCUCCAUUCCCAGAUUCCUCUUCCGGUCACCCAGAUCCAUCGGCCGGCAGAGCGGCUUCCGCCAUCGCUCCCCUUUGAGACAGAGAAAUCUCAGAGAAGAAUCCGACAAGGCUCGCACCGGAAAGCUCCUCCUCGGCCCGGCUGCUUACAGAGACCCCGAAAAAGUGAAGCUUGGUCUGGAAAAAGCGUUGGAAUUCUUCGAUUGGGUCGAGACCCAUUCCGGGUUCACCCACGAUGAGCUCACUUGCAGAGAGAUGGCCAUCGUUCUCGCCAAAGGAAGCGGAUUGCUGAAACCCCUCUUGUUCUUCCUCAAGAAAAUGUCGAAGAGAGGGCUGGUCACCACACCCACCAUAACCUGUUUGAUAAAAGUCCUAGGAGAAGAAGGGUUAGCAAAUGAAGCCCUUUUCACCUUUUACCGAAUGAAACAGUUCCACUGCAGACCAGACGUCCACUGCUACAACACUCUCAUCUACGCUCUCUGCAGAGUUGGGAAAUUCAAAAAGGCCAAGUCUUUGCUCCAGCAAAUGGAGCUGCCCGGAUUCCGCUGCCCGCCAGACAAAUUCACCUACACGGUUCUCAUCAGCUCCCACUGCAGGCAUGCCAUGGAAACCGGAUGCAGGAAAGCCAUAAGAAGGAGAAUGUGGGAAGCGAACCACCUGUUUCGUCUCAUGCUGUUCAAGGGCUUCGUCCCUGACAUUGUGACCUACAACAGCCUCAUAAACGGCUGCUGCAAGACCUUUAGGAUUGAUAGGGCAUUGGAGCUGCUGGGGGACAUGGAGAAGAGGGGCUGCGACCCAAACCGGGUCACGUACGGUUCCUUCAUCAGAUAUUACAGUGUGGUGAAUGAGGUUGAGAAGGGGGUGGAGAUGAUGAGGAGGAUGGUGGCAAGGGGCCACGGCGUGGCCACAAACAGCUGCUACACGCCGCUGAUUCACGGGCUGUGUGAGGCAGGAAGGGCGGCGGAGGCGUGGGAUUUGGUGGUGGAGUCGGUCAACGGCGGGUCAAUCCCAAGAGAGCACACAUACAGUAUGGUCAUCAAGGGGUUGGAAGCAGCAGGGGAGAUGAAGCAUUUCUUGGAUGGUGGUGAAGUGUGUUCCAGGAUUGAAGAAGGCAUUCGCUGCAGAAGUGGUGAAGCAGAGAAACACAGGCCUUUCUUUGCCCGGAAACAUGCCUUGUUCUAACUUCUAACCUUUCUUGUUUUCCUCUCAAUCCACAAAAGAGAAAAAAAUAUAAUCUUUAUUCCCUCUACCACAAAUCUACAACCAAACUAAACAACAUUUUAAAUA
This is a messenger RNA of Cuscuta campestris, 1768 nucleotides long. Lineage: Eukaryota; Viridiplantae; Streptophyta; Magnoliopsida; Solanales; Convolvulaceae. The record is from the annotation of a GenBank genome assembly.